AUGUCGUUUGCCGGGAGAACUCUGAAUGUGCUUGGCCGAUCCGCCAUCCGUACGCGCUGUACGGCUUUACAGCGUUACCGUGGAGACUUUUCGAAUGCACCAGGAGAUGUGAGUAUGCCAUGAUUGUAAUUAUAAUGUAGCCUCUUGUGAGUAAUUCGAUUCGUUUUCCCAUCAUUGAACUACAAAAUUUCGACGGAUGUGUAACUCGAGCUUAUAUUGUGAUCAACGUUGAUAUAGCUGUAACAGUGGUGCUGUUCAUAACAGUCUUCUUCCAAAUUUUAGUUUUUGUGGUUCAUACGUUUUGUAAGUUGUUUUACACCCAGACGCCGCUUCUUCUUAACGCCGGAUUCUUGCGUGAAAUCCUGAUAUUUUAGCUUUUCAAUUGAUAUUUACUGAAGCUGAUCUGGGUUGAAGAUCAGUCGAUGUUACCGACGAUUAACCAAGCGCCACGGAGGUUUUCUUCGUAAUGACUUCGAACCGAUUUAAGUCAUAUCAUAUCGGAGUGAAUGACUCAAUUGUGUUCCCAAAGGAAUGAAAUAAAUGAGAGACGCACUGAUAUAUUCACCUACACAGUUAAUUAACCCUUAAACUCUCAGAUUAAAUUUGUAAUCUCUUUACCCUCAACCAUACAAUUCUUGUAAUGUUAGUUCAGAGAAUUUAGUAUUGGAUCAACUUAUUAUUCCCAAAUUGAUAUUUUUCUUUAUUCUCAUUCCUUAUCUGGUUGAUAUUGUAUUGAUAUCGUCAGGAUAAAUUUUGUCUUGGUCACUCAUGGGAGUUUAAGGGUUAACUACUCUAGGGUUUUCACUUGUAAGAAUAUGAUAGUGGAGUCAGAUCAUCUAGGUGAGUGUAGUUUAGUUUAGUUGUGAUGUUGUUGGUUGUAGAUAUGAUCAUUUGGUAAAGUUAGGUUAUUCUGUUCAACUUGUUUGUGAUGUCAGUGUUGCGAAAGUUGUUUGUGUAGUGUCAGUAAUAGUUGACACCUGUUGAAGGGAGUCUGUUGUAAGUUAGUAAACCAGUUUUCAAGAGUCCAUCGCUCAAAGUAAAUAGUGGCGUAGGAUAGCACCACCAAACUAUAACCCAUACUAAUGACUGAGUACUUGUAUUGUGAUAUGCAAUUUGUCAUUAUUCAUGUUUCUAGAAUAUGCCUUUCCAAGUAAAGAACAAGCCUAGGCUUCUGGCAACCAUGAUCCUCUAUCUAGGAACAUGCUUUACUCUUCCUUUCAUCUGUGUGAGAUUCCAAAUGGCAAAGCAGAAAGGUGAUUGA
Molecule: messenger RNA, 1261 nt
Organism: Pocillopora meandrina
Lineage: Eukaryota; Metazoa; Cnidaria; Anthozoa; Scleractinia; Pocilloporidae
Source: the annotation of a GenBank genome assembly